This is a messenger RNA of Lactuca saligna, 1172 nucleotides long. The record is from the annotation of a GenBank genome assembly. NCBI's taxonomy places the organism in Eukaryota, Viridiplantae, Streptophyta, Magnoliopsida, Asterales, Asteraceae.
CUUACUCAUACCAACUUUUGACUAAGCAGAUUUGAUAAAACGACAUGCCAGUCACCCACUGCUUACUUUUCUCAUUUCUCACCCUCUUCGCCUAUUUACCUCGCCGAUCUAAUCAUUUUGACUGCUUCUUAUCUCUGCAAACCACCAUUUUCAUGGUCUAAUCCGCCAUGGCCGCCGUAGAUCUAAUCAUGGGCUUCAGAAACACCACCUCCGACGAAACCAACGCCGUCCAAGAAGCUGCUUCCGGCCUUGAAAGCGUCCAAAAGCUCAUCCGUCUCCUUUCCCAAUCCCAGUCUCAACAACAAAACCAAUCGCCGGCGGAUUAUAAAGCUGUCGCCGAUGUCGCUGUUACCAAGUUCAAACGGGUUAUCUCUUUGUUGGGAAGACCCAGUCGGGAACUCACCGGCCAUGCCCGGUUCCGACGAGCACCUAUUAAUCAUGGUGGUUAUCUGAAUCAUAAUCAGACGAUAAUGAAGGACCACGACCAGGAUGAUGUCGUUUCGGAUGAAGGUGAGAAUAAAGUCUAUUGUCCAACACCUAUACAACAAGUACCUUUUGUUCCUCCGCCGCCUCCGGCGGUUCCGGCUACCGGUAAUCCAACGGCAGUGUUUCAGAGGAAAGAUUCUUUGCCUAAAACGAUUAGUUUCUCUUACUCCCCUGCGGUUUCUCGAGCUAGCUCGUUUAUGUCAUCGUUGACCGGAGACUCCGACGGAAAACAGCUCUCCGCCGGCGGUAAACCUCCGUUGUGUUCUUCUUCUUGUUUGAAAAGGAAGUGUAGUUCAUCGGAAAAUGGUGCUUCCGGCAAGUGCAGCGGCGGUUCUACUGGCCGUUGUCACUGUUCUAAACGAAGAAAGCUGAGAAUGAAGAGGGUAAUUAGGGUUAAGGCCAUAAGUAUGAAGCUCGCCGAUAUUCCGCCGGACGAUUACUCGUGGAGAAAAUACGGCCAGAAACCCAUUAAAGGAUCUCCACAUCCCAGAGGAUACUACAAGUGCAGUAGUGUGAGAGGAUGCCCAGCUCGGAAACAUGUCGAGAGAGCAUUGGAUGAUCCAAGCAUGUUGAUUGUUACUUACGAAGGAGAUCACAAUCAUGCUCUUUCUGUAGCAGAAACUUCUGGGACUUGUGUUAAUUCCCAUGCAAAUUGGAAGGGUAUUACAGUAGUGGAAGUUUGGUGA